Messenger RNA from Phalaenopsis equestris, 419 nucleotides. Its product is annotated as zinc-finger homeodomain protein 1-like. Gene Ontology annotation, biological process: regulation of DNA-templated transcription; regulation of developmental process. The record is from RefSeq and is a predicted model, not a curated record. Gene Ontology annotation, cellular component: nucleus. Gene Ontology annotation, molecular function: DNA-binding transcription factor activity; transcription cis-regulatory region binding. NCBI's taxonomy places the organism in Eukaryota, Viridiplantae, Streptophyta, Magnoliopsida, Asparagales, Orchidaceae.
AGAAGCAAAGCGGUAGUUUUUUUUUCAUUCCCAGAAGCUCUGGGGAUCGCCAAAAGCGAUCUCCGGAGCUGAGUAGUAAAAAAUAAAAAUUUGUGUGAAUUUUUGGUGUCCACACUCUCUGUAGCUUUCCCUUAUCUUCCUCCCUCCCCUCAUUCGCCAUGGAUUUCGACGACCAUGAUGAAGCCGAGGAGGAGAUGGGACUCUCCAACUACGAACCCGGCCUCGGUAAUUCUGGCCGCGAAAAGCCAACCGUUACCGCCGCCGCAACAGCCGGCGUUUCGGAUCCCGUUAACCGUAAACCUGCACCCGGCGUUCGUUACCGCGAGUGUCUUAAGAACCACGCGGUCAGCAUCGGCGGCCACGCGGUUGACGGCUGCGGCGAGUUCCUGCCGGCAGGGGAGGAAGGCUCCCUAGACGCA